Messenger RNA from Centruroides sculpturatus (bark scorpion), 2575 nucleotides. RefSeq lists its product as uncharacterized. Bases 1361 to 2575 code for a protein of 404 amino acids. Lineage: Eukaryota; Metazoa; Arthropoda; Arachnida; Scorpiones; Buthidae. The transcript has a single exon. The record is from RefSeq and is a predicted model, not a curated record. Gene Ontology annotation, molecular function: nucleic acid binding; zinc ion binding.
UGGAUAAAAAUUAUUUUAAGUGCUUUUUAAGAGAGCAAUAUGUACCAGCAACAUUUAGAUUGCCAGCAUCUAUAUGCAUGCUGGGAACGGCUGUUGGGUAUAAAACGUAACCAACGAAUAACAUCUUGAUGUAUCCACUGAGGAGGCCUACAUGGCGAAAUGCAUAUGGAUAAAAUUAAUAAAAUGAUGAUUGUUCCUUUCUACUUGUUUGUCUUGGUUUGGCUCAUUGAAUCCUCGAAGUCGGAAAUAGAAAGAGUAUAAUUUUUACUUGUUUUUAACUAAAAAUUUUUUAUUUUUAGUGUGUUAAUUCUGGCUGUCUUGGAUUGAAGUACUGUUGCAGGGACAGAUGUCCGUGUUUUUAAGAUGAAAUCUUUUUAAAUAGCUAUUGAAAUUACCAUGUCCAGUAAUUAACUAGGUCAUGGAGAAUGUUGGUUUGAAGUGUUUCCAUUUAAGUCUUUCGUUAAUGCUUGGGAUAAAGGUGUGCGUUAAUCUGCCUGUAGAUCUGUUAUCCGAUUCUUCUUGCCAUUGACCAAGAGCGAAUUCCCAAGUCCAUUGCCUGAUUUUCGAAGCAGGAAUUUUGUUGUAGCAAGGAGUAAGGCUGGAAGCAGCGGCCUGUUUGACCAACUGAUCAGCUGCCUCAUUUCCAGGUACACCAGUGUGUCCGCGUAUUCACCUAAAAGAAAUCACAUGCUUGUGGCUAUGGGUGCUAAGAUAAUGAUGGAUUUGCAGGAUAUUGUCACCUUUAUUAUGGGGACUGAAGAUGGAAUGGAGGGCUGUUGUACUAUCAGUGUAAAUGGUGAUAGUUUUGUUGCGAGGGAACCAUUCAGAAUAGAUAUUAUACAUCGCCUUGGGAAUGGCCAGGAUUUCUGCCUGCGGCACACUGCAGUGUGGACCCAGCUUGCCCCUCGAUGUGGGUUCCUGUCCGUGGUGAGGGGACUUCCCAGAGAUGGUUUAGAAACUCCUUUUUACCAUUCCUGGGAUCUGAACGCCCACCCACGUGUUUGCCGUGCGUGGUGUCCCGUAUGCCGGAAAGGGGGAUCCUGGUAGUUGAGGGGCAACAUAACAUUUCCAACACACUGCUUUGGCCCCUGCUUUGGAUAAACGGGAGGCUGAAAUCAGGCUUCGUUUGAGUCAAUCGGCUGGUCGUUGAGUCAUUCGUGACUUCGGCUUGGAGUCAACUGAUCGAUGCAGACCGGGCAGACAUGUCAUACAAGAUGUGCUUUUCUUGACUGCAUUGUGAGGGUAUAGCUCCUGGGAAACCCUGGUGUGACGGUCUAUGGGAAUCUCCCAUGUGAUGGCAUCUUCUUGUAGGCCCCGUGGUGGGUGGGGUCACUAGGAACUGAAUAUUGAAAUUUACAAUAUGGAUUCAAAAACCACCAAACAUCAAUGUACAGAUAUAAUACCAUUAAAGGAUGAAAGUUUAUCCAACCAGCCAACUUACUUUAUAGCUUAUGCUAUCAAUGAAACACCUCUGUCUGAACGUUCCCCUUUCCUAAUACAAAAAUUGUUCCAGUCCACCAUCGGAAAUUUGAAAAAAAUUCAAAAGUUGAGGUCAGGAGACCUGCUUUUACAAACAACCUCACCCCAACAAUCGGCAAAACUUUUGUCAACAAAGACCUUGGGAGAUAUAGAAGUCACUAUCACACCACACAUGAGUUUAAACUCAUCACGUGGUGUGAUAUCUGAAGCAGAUUUGAUGUCUGAAAGUGAAUCAGAUAUCCAGAUGGAUUUUUCAGACCAAGGUGUCACUGCAGUCAGACGCAUCUCUAUCAGGCGCGAUGGCAAGUUGAUACCUACAAAACAUCUUAUAAUCACGUUCAACAAGCCAACAUUGCCAUCUUCUGUUGCAGCAGGAUAUCUCCGUUGUCAAGUUCGCCCAUACAUUCCAAAUCCGCCGCGUUGCUAUAAAUGCCAGCGGUUUGGACACUCACAAACAUCCUGCCGUGGGAAAAGUGCAUGCGCCCAGUGUGGAAAAGAAGAUCAUGAGAGUACUGAAUGUACAAAUACUCCAUGCUGCGUCAACUGCAAAGAAGCUCACCCUGCCUACUCCCGAAAAUGUCCUACAUGGCAAAGAGAAAAAGAGAUACAGCGGGUGAAGACUAUAAAUAAUAUACCUUACCCAGAGGCACAUCGCAUGGUCACUUUAAGUGCACAAAUGAGACAGAAGACAUUUGCUGCUGUUUUGAAAUCCACAAAGACAUGUGGAGUUCAGACAGACAUUUCUGUUUCACCAAAUGAAUCGCUAACACGCCAUGCAAAAUGUUUGUUGAUACAAUCUACCCAAACAGCAGAAAAGGAGAACAAGAAAAGCAAAACAUCUCUACCGAAAACAGGAGUAACAACCAGGAAUGUGUGUUCUAAAAAAGCUAGUAAGAACCCACUAAACAAACAGAGAGUGAAAGCAGCUCUCUCUAAACCUAAAAAUUCAGAGGCUCAGUCUAUGAGUGAGUUCUCUGACUUCUCUGAUGAAGAGAAGAAUAACGGGGUGACACCACCAACUUCACCUCCAAAAGGCAAAUCAGCUGUGAAAUUAAAGAGAGAUAACCUUGUUAAAAAUGCUGCCUCAAACACAUAA